Messenger RNA from Sorex fumeus (smoky shrew), 2018 nucleotides. It is a transcript of the gene EIF2D, whose product is annotated as eukaryotic translation initiation factor 2D. The coding region runs from base 202 to 1932 and encodes 576 amino acids. Gene Ontology annotation, biological process: translational initiation; formation of translation preinitiation complex. The transcript is spliced from 15 exons. The record is from RefSeq and is a predicted model, not a curated record. Gene Ontology annotation, molecular function: translation initiation factor activity. Lineage: Eukaryota; Metazoa; Chordata; Mammalia; Eulipotyphla; Soricidae.
GCCGCUAGGGGCGGCCGCUGCCGCCAGCGCUGCGGUGGCCUCAGAGCAGGGCGGCCCGGGUUUCCAGCCGAGCCACUUUCCGAGCCGGGCCCCAGCAUGGCUGCCCGCAGGGCCGCGGGUCGGAGCGCUGCCACGCGCUCGCCUUCCUGACGGCCCCGACUCUGUGCUGUCCCCCGUCUUCCUCAGGCCACUACCGCAGACAUGUUUACCAAGGCCUUUCGGGUCAGAUCGAAUACAGCCAUCAAGGGGUCCGACAGGAGAAAGCUUCGGGCUGAUGUGAUGACUGCUUUUCCCACCCUGGGAACUGAUCAGGUCUCUGAAUUAGUGCCCGGAAAGGAGGAACUCAACAUUGUCAAGUUGUAUACUCACAAAGGGACUGCAGUGACUGUUUACAUGAGUGGUGGUAAUCCCAUCCUAUUUGAGCUGGAGAAAAAUCUGUAUCCAACAGUGUACACCCUGUGGACUUAUCCUGAUCUUCUCCCAACCUUUACAACAUGGCCUCCAGUGCUUGAGAAAAUGGUGGGGGGAGCAGAUUUGAUGCUGCCUGGACUAGUGGUUCCCCCUGCUGGUCUGCCUCAGGUACAGAAGGGAGACCUCUGUGCCAUUGCUUUGGUGGGAAACAGAGCCCCUGUUGCCAUUGGAGUUGCUGCCACAUCGACAUCUGAGAUGCUGACUGCCAACCUGAAGGGAAGGGGCUUCUCUGUGCUCCACACUUACCAGGACCACCUGUGGCAAUCUGGGCAAAAGUCCUCACCACCCUUUAUCGCUCCACUGACCCUGGAUUCCUCAGAACUCAGGGAAGAGAAGGGGUCUGUCCAUUCAGAUCCCACUCUGCAGGAAGCCAUGAGAGGCCUGAUUCUGGAGGGAGAGGAGGAGAAGAAUGGAGAGUGUCCUCAGCUCUGUGGGAUGGAGUCCCUAUCAGAAGCCUCAGAAGAUCCCAAGGACAGCAGGACCCUUCAAGAGCAAAUGGAUGAACUGUUGCUGCAAUGCUUCUUGCAUGCUUUGAAGUACCGAGUCAAAAAGGCCGACCUCCCUUUGCUCACCAGCACACUCCUUGGCAGUCACAUGUUCUCCUGCUGCCCCGAAGGACAACAGCUGGACAUAAAGAAGUCAAGUUACAAAAAGCUCUCUAAGUUCCUGCAGCAAAUGCAGCAGGAGCAGAUUUUACAGGUGAAGGAGCUGAGCAAAGGGGUGGAGAGCAUUGUGGCUGUGGACUGGAAACACCCGAGGAUUACAUCUUUCGUCAUACCUGAGCCCUCCCCGACCUCCCAGACUAUCCAGGAGGGUAGCAGGGAACAGCCCUAUCACCCUCCAGAUAUAAAAUCCCUCUACUGUGUCCCAGCCAGCAUGACCCUGCUCUUCCAGGAGUCUGGUCACAAGAAGGGGAGCACGCUUGAGGGCAGUGAGGUCCGAUCAGUCAUCAUUGACUAUGCCAAGAAAAAUGACCUGGUGGAUGCAGAUAACAAAAAUCUUGUGAAAUUGGAUCCUAUCCUGUGUGACUGCCUCUUAGAAAAAAGUGAACAGCACCAAGUCAUGAAACUUCCCUGGGAUGGUCUCCUGACUAGGUGUUUCGAAAAACUGCAGCCUGCCUAUCAAGUGACUUUUCCUGGACAAGAGCCCAUUGUGAAGAAGGGGAAUAUUUGCCCAAUUGACAUCUCCCUGGUACAGAGGGCUUGUAACAAAAAGGUGACCGUGGUCCGGAACUUGGAGGCAUAUGGUCUGGACCCGUGCUCAGUGGCUGCCGUCCUCCAGCAGCGAUGCCAGGCUAGCACCACUGUUGCUCCUAACCCUGGCGCCAAGGAUAGCCUGCAAGUGCAGAUCCAGGGAAACCAGAUUCACCACCUCGGCCGGUUGUUGCUUGAAGAAUAUCGGCUCCCUCGAAAACACAUUGAAGGCCUGGAAAAGGCCCCCAAACCUGGCAGGAAGAAGUGAAACACGUAGUGGACCCUGUGAAAGCUAAGCGCCAUCUGGGGAUCUUGUGAGAGAUUUUAGAAAUAAAAAAUAUAAUUCUUUACCAG